This is a messenger RNA of Centropristis striata (black sea bass), 914 nucleotides long. RefSeq names its product myosin-2-like. The record is from RefSeq and is a predicted model, not a curated record. The coding region runs from base 87 to 551 and encodes 154 amino acids. The transcript is spliced from 5 exons. Lineage: Eukaryota; Metazoa; Chordata; Actinopteri; Perciformes; Serranidae.
AAACACAACGGUCCGAUCCCAUAUAUGUGUAUCCCAGUCCGGCAGGUUGACAGACAUUUAACAAACUUGAACGAAAACACGAUAUCAUGACCGCGUUUUCUGACCAUACCUCUCUGUCACAACAUGAAAAUUACACGGAUCAGAUCAAAGAGCUGCAGGAGGCCAUCCAAGAAAACGGUCGCAAACUGGUGGAAAUCAAGCAGAAAAGACUGCAUGCUGAGGAGGAGAUCAUUAAAUGUACCAGGGAAACGGAGCAGAGAGUGGAUUUGAUGAUGGGAAAAAUCAAAGUUGUUGAUGCGUUGCAGCAUCUGGGUCGUCUGCUGCAACAGGAACGGCAACUUUCAGAGCAACUGAACGCUCAGGCCUCUGCAGAAAGGGAUGAUUUGCAGGAGAAAAGAGAGCAUGUGACAAACAAGUUGAGAAGUCUUGCUGCUGAAAUUCUGGAGGUGAAAGAGCAGCUGGCGGAGGCAAAGACUCGUAAUCUGGCUGCAGAAGCUUUGAUACAUGCACCAGCCCGCAAAUCAAAGACAAAGCAAAGCAAACCCAAGUGAAUUUAAAAUAUAGUUUCUUUAUUUAGGCACAUUUGCUUUUAAUUGUAAAUUGCAUUUGUUACUCAUAUUAUUUGUGUAUGCAUUUUUGAAGUACCACAUGAAAUGUUUGAUUUGUUUUUUCAUGUCUCUAAACAUGCUUCGAUAUGAGACCUGAGGCACAAAGUAGAUUUACUCAAGUACUGUAAUUACAAACAGUCCCUAUUGUGGCCAUUAAUCCAGGGGAGUAGUUGUUAAAGUUGUUUUGUUAAGGUUUUUUUGACUAGAUUUGUAUAUUUUAGAAGGAAAUGCUUUUUUUCUGUGAAUACUGUUUAGAUAUUUGACAUAUUUAAUAAUAAACAGUUUGCAACAUUUGAAUUUCCCUGC